This is a messenger RNA of Paramacrobiotus metropolitanus, 1121 nucleotides long. RefSeq lists its product as uncharacterized. Bases 373 to 987 code for a protein of 204 amino acids. The record is from RefSeq and is a predicted model, not a curated record. NCBI's taxonomy places the organism in Eukaryota, Metazoa, Tardigrada, Eutardigrada, Parachela, Macrobiotidae. The transcript has 4 exons.
GCUAUAGCGAUUGCCACUACACUACAUUUGGCGUAACACGCAAAUUUGUGUACUUCGCUGUAUUGAACCGGCAGAAAUUACAGUAAUUGAAACAGAAAUAUAAUAUUUACCUGCACUGUACCUGCACCAGGAUCCUGUACCUGUACAUACGAAUAACACGAUCAAGUCAACGUCACAUCAGCACCAGCAGACACAGUGUUGUCGUUUGACGGCGGUUCUGGUGCAUUGUACAGCGCCAGCAACGAGACCACACCGGUCAACGCCGGCAACAACCAGCUUAAUGACUCUGUCAGUCCAUUACAUCCUGACGGAAGCCUUAACAACGACACCAAUCCAUCCCUAAAUGCGCCAUUCACCGAGCUGUCGCAACACAUGAACGAGGUGAAGAUGCAAAUGAAGGCCCUCCAAGAUGAACACCGUAGUUGGCGUACUACGGACCAGGAACGGCUACAGCGCCUGGACAGUCUCAGCUCACAAAUCAACGCUGCAUCGGACAGCGUGCGCAUACUACAGCAGGACGCGGCAAGGACGGCUAAAGAAAAAGACAGCCCGGAGCAGAAAAUGUGUCCGCGAUCAGGAAAGCCUCAAGUCCGCGUCGGCACGUUGGGUGUUAAAGGUCAGUAUAAUGGUGGCCUCAACGCGCAAGAUAAACUGUGUGCCAGCGACGGAAAAACCUGUCUACUGGUCCAUCCGACCGGCAACUUAAUCCUGUAUGACACAUCGACGUACCAAGUGAAAUGGGAAUCGCGCACCUAUGUUGGAUUUUGUGAUGUGGUGCUACAUAUGCAACAUGAUGGCAAUUUGGUGGCGUACAAAGGAAAAGGCGUUCCGUAUUGGCAUACGAACCACUUUCGGAGAAAUGAUCCUGACCUUUACAGACAACGGAAGGCUAUGCGUGAGGAACCUACGCCAGCCCGGUUGCUCCUGGUUGGCCUGAUCGCUUCAGCGGGUGCGACGCUUUUCAGCCAUCAUGACCAUGUCAUGUGACCACUGCUGGCUUUUUUAAAUAAUGUGGUUAUUGCUUGCUUGAUUACUGAUAUAUUAUUAUUUAUUAGGCUACUACUUAACCCAACUGCGGCUUGUGUCUCCUGCCAGUACUGCUUAUCGUUCACCGUUUAUCG